AUGGCCGCUGCCCAAGUUUGCCCUGUGGUUGGCACAACCAACACCGUCCUACCACCACAACACCCCGAGUUCGACAUGGACAAGCCUGGUCAGGUGUGUCCCGUCACCAAAGCCACCACGGACCAUCACCACAACCUCCACAAGCAUCCCGGUAUCUUCGACUCGUCCAGCCAAAACCUUGCCAACGCCGAUAACUGCCCUGCGCUCACCAAGAUCGUCAGCCGUCCGGAGCAGCAGGCCAUGGACGAGGCCAUCUGCCCUGUUGUGGGCACUGUCUCCAGUGUCUUGCCUCCACACCAUCCAUCGACGAAGGAUGCAAAAGACGGCGAUGUGUGUCCCGUCACCAACGCCAAGUUUGAGCAUCACAAGAGCAAUGUGCACGAGCACCCCAGCCUUGAGACUGCCCCGAAGGGCGCGGUCUGCCCGGUAGUCGGAAAGCACGCUUGA
Fonsecaea erecta is the source of this 447-nucleotide messenger RNA. RefSeq lists its product as hypothetical. The record is from RefSeq and is a predicted model, not a curated record. NCBI's taxonomy places the organism in Eukaryota, Fungi, Ascomycota, Eurotiomycetes, Chaetothyriales, Herpotrichiellaceae. Gene Ontology annotation, cellular component: mitochondrial matrix. Gene Ontology annotation, molecular function: 5-aminolevulinate synthase activity; pyridoxal phosphate binding. The transcript has a single exon. The coding region runs from base 1 to 447 and encodes 148 amino acids. Gene Ontology annotation, biological process: porphyrin-containing compound metabolic process.